Molecule: messenger RNA, 1957 nt
Organism: Monopterus albus (swamp eel)
Lineage: Eukaryota; Metazoa; Chordata; Actinopteri; Synbranchiformes; Synbranchidae
Gene: ten1
Product: TEN1 subunit of CST complex
Exons: 3
Coding region: 41-439 (132 amino acids)
Biological process (GO): negative regulation of telomere maintenance via telomerase
Cellular component (GO): CST complex
Molecular function (GO): single-stranded DNA binding; telomeric repeat DNA binding; telomerase inhibitor activity
Source: RefSeq, a predicted model, not a curated record
UUUUUUUAAUCCAAGAGGCUUUUUCUUUUCUUUUUACACGAUGCUUCCCGCGGCUGCUGUUUUUCAUUUCCCAUGGGAAGUAAACUGUGGAGCAGUGCAGGAAGGAGAGUCAGUGAGAACGUUUGGCAGACUUGUAUCCUAUCAACCUGAGGAGUCCAGGGCUACACUGUCAGCUCAGCAUGCUUCGAAAGAACAUAAUGUGGUCAUCCACACGUUGUUUGUAGAGCCUUUUAAUCCAAUAAUUGGGGCCCAGUACUUAGUCCUGGGGGAGACAGAAAAUGCUGAGGGGGUCGGUGUGAUGGUCCACGCCCGUGUGCUGAACUGUGUUGAUGGUGUGAACAUAGCCCUUCUACAGAAAGCCAUCAACGAACAAAGGAGCUUCUUCAGGGAGAGGGAGUGCAAACAGGGUGAUGCUGCACAGCCUGCAGAUGCAACCUGAUCAGGGUCUUCAUUUACCAAGUGUCCCAGCACACUCAUUGAUUGACAGAGCUACAGCACCGGCACUUAAGUUGCACUAAAAAAAUUGUACGGGAGUGAUGUUUUGUGAGUGAAGACUGUUAAAUAUAUUAGUAAUGACUUUACUUUCAUCAGUUUAUUACUAGAUUAUCUACCUCUGAUUAUAAUAGUUUUCUGCACUUUGUGAAGAGUUGUUAUUUGACAAUUAAAAACACAAAAUGAAUGGACUGAUAUAGAAUUUCAUGUUUGGUCAAAGAAGACUUGAUAGUAGAUGGUUUAGGUCCACAACAGGUUUAGAUCCAGUCAUGUCUCUCCAUUUGAAGACAUCUGAUAAUAGUAGUUUUUCAGUGGUGCCAUUUUAUAUGGUGAAAAUGAAUGACCACAUGCUUACCAUAAAUUUGUGGUCUGAUAUUCAAAAAUAUUUUAAGAAUUGUUACAGUAAUAUGUAAUGUACUGGUAAAACCAAUUAUACAUAUAAAUUCAACUGACAUUAAAAUGGCAACAAUUUAAAAUACAUAUAUUAAUUCGAAUCACUUAUUGAACUGAUCUAACAGCUAAAAAGCCAUAUUAUGUUAUUUAAUAGGUAUAUUAUUAGAUAUAGCUGGAUUACUAAUGCAUUAUUAGAUUACUAUUAGACUACACAUACAGUUGGGUAUAAUCUGGCUUACUAUAUAGGCCACAACGUUCACUAUGCAGCUACAGUAUGUGAUAAUAAUAUUAAUGUAAAAUGUCAAUGGGUUAUGGUAAAAAAAAAUAAAGCACUAUAAUGUGUGUGUUGUCCUCUGUAGUGCAUGUUCUCCAAGCACAUUGUUUAAAUUUUUUAUCAUGAACUGCAUGGCCUAUUUACAGAACUACUGCGUACAGUUCCAGGGCUAUAUGGAACUGUCAUUACCAUGCACAAAUGUUGUACAUUGUCUUGUUCCAGCUUCUCAGAUAUAAAAAUCUGCUGCAUAUCUUUAAUUUUUUUGCUACAAAACUGAAUAUCUGUAGGCUUUGGACUGUUCAUCAGACAAAACAAGCUGCAUGAGGAUGUCAGUUUGCAUUCUGCAAAAUUGUAAUGGACAUUUUUUCUCAUUUUCUAAUAUUUUGUAGACUAGUGGUCAUUGAUGAUAAUAAAAAUAACUGCAGCCCUUGUUAGAUGGGAAGUUAUGAGCAGUUCAACUAAAUCAUUUUCUUCAUGUGACUAAAUCUUAGAGGCCUAAAGAGGCAAACUAUUUCACAGAAAAGCUAUAAUAAUCAACAUAAUAAUGUGACUUUUUUUUUAACUUGGCAGUACUCAUCUGGUGAACCCUCAUACUUAUCCUGGCAACCCUUUGGUUGUCCUUACCCCCUGGUUGGGAACGACUGUAUUGAUAGAUUGUUCCUUGAAAUGACAUCUAGUACUUCACUGGUUAUAUUAACAACCAGUAUGAUCAUGUACACUGGGUGAACUGGUGCCCACUAUUUGUUAUUUGAUUCCACUUGAGGAAUACUGACAGGCUUGUGGGAUUUAAAGUCACCC